CCUUCACCCUCAGCGUGUUCAGCUGCUGGUGGCUGUAAAGCCGUGCAAGAGUUACCUGGGUGCAUGGGGUGCACCUGGUGCUCGCUGUGCCAACAAGGCAGGUUUCCUGUUUGCAACCCUGGUGCUCACGGCUGCGGACAGAACAGCCACGGCCCCCGAGCUGCUCCUCGAGGAUGUGACCCUACAAGGCCUCUCCCAGCCCCUUUGCAGCUGUCCGGGCGCUGCCGGGCGGGGACAGCGUGGGGGGAUUUCUCACGAGACCUUGGAAGCAGACGAGCAGCUCUUGGCGUUUCCUGCUGUUUUUCCCUGAGCCGCUGCCCAGCGGAUCCCAGGAAUCACAGCAGCUUCGAGGAAACCAAAGCGCAGCAGUGGCACGGAGCAGAGUGUGGCACUGUCCCACGAAGGGUCUUCAUCCCCAUCGCCGGAACUGAGAGCAGAGCCAUGGCUGAGGAUGGCGGGGCUGCCUCCGACAGCCCUCAGGCGGUCGCCCUGCGUGCACGCAGUGUGGAGGAGCUGUAUGAGCUGCUGGAGACGCUGGGCAGUGGACACUUCGGAGUGGUGAGGCGGUGCCGGGAGCGCAGCACCGGCACUUUCUAUGCUGCCAAAUUUGUGAAGACGCGGCGGUGCCGGGGCAGCCGGCGGGGCCUGGAGAGGGUGCAGGUGGAACAGGAGGUGGCCAUCCUGCGGGACCUGCAGCACCCCAACAUCAUGCAGCUGCACGACCUCUUCACAUGCAGAGCUGAGAUGGUGCUGGUGCUGGAGCUGAUGCGUGGUGGGGAACUCUUUGACUUUAUUGCGGAGAAGGAGAUGCUGUUGGAGGAGGAGGCCAUCGAGUUCCUGGAGCAGAUCCUGCUUGGGGUGCAGUACCUUCAUGGGCGCCACAUCGCCCACUUUGACCUCAAGCCUGAGAACAUCAUGCUGCAGGAGAAGGAUGUGCCCAAGCCCCAAAUCAAGAUCAUCGACUUUGGCCUGGCCCAGAAGCUGGAGGAUGGUGUCACCUUCAAGAGCCUCUGUGGGACCCCCCAGUACAUCGCUCCCGAAGUGAUCAACUACGAACCACUGAGCUCCGCCACCGACAUGUGGAGCAUCGGGGUUAUCACCUACAUCCUGCUCAGCGGCUUGUCCCCCUUCCAGGGUGAGACAGAUGCUGAGACCCUCUCCAACGUCCUGGAGGGCGCCUAUGAGUUCGAGGAGCGCUACUUCAGUGACACCUCUGAGAUGGCCAAGGACUUCAUCCGACAGCUGUUGGUGAAGGAGCCUCAGGAGCGAAUGACUGCAUCUGAGUGCCUUGUGCACCCCUGGAUUAAGCCCCUGAACAGGAAACAGGCAGCAAAGCGGUGCCGCUCCUCCAUCAACAUGAAAAACUUCCGCAAGUUCAACGCCCGGAGGAAGUGGAAGCUCUCUUACAACAUGGUGUCUGCCUGCAACCGGCUGUGCCGCAUGCGGCUGCUUUGCAGCCCCAGGACGGAGGGCGAGGAGCUGCGCUGCUGUGAGAGCGACCAGGAGGAGGAAGGCAGCCGCCCCGUGACGUUGCUCCGUCGCCGUAGGAGCAGCUGCUCCUGAGCUCCCCCCCAGGGUGGGGACAGCAGAGUGGGGCCGUCCCACAAAAGGGACCUCUGGACCUCCCUUCACCCCUAGCAGAUGUGAGCACCUGGGUGCUGGAGCUGCUGCUCCCGGUGCUGCUGUGCUGAGGGCCACUGGGGCAGAACCAGGGGCACUGCUGUGCUCCCCAGGUACUCCCUCACCUGAGGGCUCUGCCCUUCCCUUGGCUCUAAUUCGAGAAAUAAACGUGCCCCAAUCCUCA
This is a messenger RNA of Meleagris gallopavo (turkey), 1804 nucleotides long. Its product is annotated as death-associated protein kinase 2-like. Gene Ontology annotation, molecular function: ATP binding; protein serine/threonine kinase activity. Gene Ontology annotation, biological process: positive regulation of apoptotic process; intracellular signal transduction; protein phosphorylation. Lineage: Eukaryota; Metazoa; Chordata; Aves; Galliformes; Phasianidae. Gene Ontology annotation, cellular component: cytoplasm; nucleus. The record is from RefSeq and is a predicted model, not a curated record.